AGGAAUGAAUCCAUUAAAAAUUGGUCAGCCAGAUGUCGAUGAACCUAUACCCAAUGCUGAUGAUGAAACAACCAUGAUUCACCAAGAAUUUCUACUGGACCCAAGUCUAACGGUUCAACAGGUUCUGCUAGGUGCUCAUACAGAGAUCGUCGAUUUUGCGCGAUUCGAGAUGGGAGAGAGUGCUGAACCGGAGUCUGAGGUGCCAUUAGAGGACGCAGAACCGAUAAAAAGUUGUGGUUAAACCCCAAUUAAUCCUCAUUAAAAGCUAUCAAAAUCAUUUAAACUUUACCCAGAACUAUUCAUGAUAGACUUUACUCUGUCUCCUCAAAAAAUAUGUACAUAAAAGUUUCGUUUACUAUAA
Fopius arisanus is the source of this 361-nucleotide messenger RNA. Its product is annotated as elongation factor Ts, mitochondrial-like. The transcript has a single exon. Bases 5 to 241 code for a protein of 78 amino acids. The record is from RefSeq and is a predicted model, not a curated record. Gene Ontology annotation, biological process: translational elongation. Gene Ontology annotation, molecular function: translation elongation factor activity. NCBI's taxonomy places the organism in Eukaryota, Metazoa, Arthropoda, Insecta, Hymenoptera, Braconidae.